This is a messenger RNA of Tremella mesenterica DSM 1558, 1344 nucleotides long. RefSeq lists its product as uncharacterized. The record is from RefSeq and is a predicted model, not a curated record. Bases 1 to 1344 code for a protein of 447 amino acids. NCBI's taxonomy places the organism in Eukaryota, Fungi, Basidiomycota, Tremellomycetes, Tremellales, Tremellaceae. The transcript has 2 exons.
AUGGCAUUUCCCCCGAGUCCAAAUAUCGAUUUCACUUCGAACCCCUCAAUGGACACUCCACAUUUUUUGCAGAUUCUCCAGGAAUCAGUAGGUGUUUCUCUGCACGACACGGGUUUACUUUCCUUGUCCGACUUGUCAACCGUCGUUGGAUGUACUGAGAGAGGUGAUCCGCUUCACCAAGACAUGGUCAUGACGAUCGAUCGAACAAUCAACGCCAUCGAUUUGUUGUUGGCACAAAUCAACAAAGACAUCUCUCUUAAAUUCUCUUCCGGUGGAGAACAAUCUGAAAUUCACGAUAUCAAUCACGGGUUCGAUAUUUUGGUCGGUGGAGCAGGAACAUUAGAGAUGAUCCAAUUCACUAACCAGCGCCUAAUAAAUCAGAACAGUUUAAAACUUGCUUUCCAAUAUCCACUCACAUGCGAAACUAUCGCAAGUGAAGUGGCGUCCGUCUUGGUUUUCAUCCGAACUUCAAUCAGGAAAUUCCGAUGGAUAUCUCCUGCGGAUUUCCGACUUGACCAGAUAAUAAGGCCUUCAGAUAUGAUACCAGUUGUUCAAGGUUUUUAUUCAGGUUCUUUAUCAACGACCAAGGAAACAAUCCAGUUCUUCAGGAAUGUUUUCAGAUAUCAAUUAUCGUUAGGAAUAUCAAAUCCGAUCAUGAUCUCUAUUCUCAGUGAAGAAUUAUCUCGAUCAAUCAACGGUCCAUCCCGAGAUCCAUUGAAACGGUUGGAUCUCGCUUUGAAUAUGCUAAGACAAUGUGACACGACUACGCCUGAUACUGGACCGAGAGAUGAUGGCCCGUUGACGGAAUGGAAUCGACCUACAAGAUUACCGACUCGUGAUAGAGGUAGGGAGGUUUCCGUGGGUAUGUUCAGAGUUGGAGAGGUUCCCACAAAAUCAUCUCUUCAAACACCAGGAAAGACAAUGAGAUCGCAUGGACCCCCAAGUGGGAAAAUUGUCUCCCUUCCUCUGAAACCCAUGAACGGCUCCUCGGUCAAUCCUAUUGAUCGUGGUGCAAGAUUGGGCAGGGUACCUCAGUAUGAUACUCAACAACAAACUUCAGGUGUUAUAAUACGACCUGCUCUUCCCUUUGCUCCCGUCACCGUUCAUGAUCCAUAUCUUCCUUCAACUUCUCAUGAAGGGCAUGGAGACUCAAGAACCCUAACAUCGGUCCCUAUUGACCUCGACACGUUUCCGGACCCUACGUCCAAUGGAAAUACUGAUUGUAUCCAAGGUGUCAGACCACUGAAUUUCAGCUAUGGCGACGCAUACAAGACGUACAAUUGGUCAAUCAACCCCCGUAAUCAGCAUACGGAAACUCCAUCUCAUCCUGUUCAUGAAUCAUGA